This is a messenger RNA of Eutrema salsugineum, 1209 nucleotides long. RefSeq lists its product as uncharacterized. The record is from RefSeq and is a predicted model, not a curated record. Lineage: Eukaryota; Viridiplantae; Streptophyta; Magnoliopsida; Brassicales; Brassicaceae. The transcript has 3 exons. Bases 40 to 1209 code for a protein of 389 amino acids.
CGUAUUCCCUAUAGGAUAUAUCGAGGCCAUGUAUUGCUAAUGCCAUCAGCUUCAAUUUACAGUUUCUCUGCAACAAUGUCUCGGAAUUUCAUCGGACUCUGCAAACUCUCUCCUUAUAACCAUGCCCUCAUACACAAGUGGAGCUUCCGUUUGUUUUCAUCUUCCUUAACCACUCCGUAUUUAACGCUUGGCACUACGGUCAAGAAUGAUCUCCCGGACGGUAGCGACAUAAGAGAUAUCCUCUUGUUUGAUCCAGCAAAGGAAGAGAUGCUUACAAUUCCGAACAAAACAUUCCCCGAAGAGCUCGUUGAUUCGAGACAGAUAGGAAGUGGACGUGGAUGGGGAGUUUUCUCCAACGAUCAUGAACGUUCACUAUGUAUAAGCGACCUUUACAAUCAUUCCUUGGCUUCCAAGUCAAACCCAACAAUGAUUCCUCUGCCUUCACUUGCUUCUGUACACUCUAACCAAAUAAACGUAGUCUGGAACGUGGCAAUGUCAUCAUCUUCUCCUCGUGAUGAAGACUUCGUGGUUGCUAUCAAGUUGUUGGAUAGACAACUCAGUCUAUGUAGACCACAUUGUGACGUGCGUUGGACUAACCUCGGGGAAAUGCUUUUCGAGAAUAACUUGCAGAAGUUGGAGAACUCAAACCUGAUGUAUUCCAAGAGAGACCGUAGAUUCUACUUGCCUGGUCCUGGAGGCAACUCCUUGUACUCAUGGGAUCCCCAUUUGAAGAAGAACAAAAGCCCUAAGAUCCAUGAGUUGCUCUUCCGUGACCUUCCUGAGUUGGAUGAUUCUGAGUGGAAGCUGUUGGGUUGGUGUUGCAGGACGGAACACCUUGUGGACUCAGUCUCCAAUGGCGAACGUUUCCUUGUCAAAUGGUACGCGCAACGUUUCUUCUCGAUGAGUCAUGAAGGAACUAACUACACGACGAGGCGGUUCAUGGUGUUUAGAGAGAAGACGACGAUGGAAGGAAGAUACAUGUAUUACACAGAGGACAUUGGAGAUGUGUGCAUAUUCCUUUCAAUGAGCGAGGCUUUCUGCGUGGAGGCCAGCUCGUGCCCCGGUCUCAACCCUAACUCCAUCUAUUUUAUAGGCCAUGGCUUUGGUAUUUACAAUCUCGCUGACACAACGUUCCAUCAUUUUCAAGCUCCUGAAGGUGCACCCACUUCUUUCAAAGACCCUUACUGGCUUCCUCCAUCUUGCGUAUAG